AACAAAAGCUGCAGCUCCGGGAGCCUGGCAGCGUCUGAAACCGAGCGUGGGAGAAUGGAGUUCUUUUGGACCGGCACUUGGAUUCUGAUGUUGGUGCUCCACAGCAGCCCGAUUCAGGCUUUCCCCAAACCGGGAGGCGGCCAAGACAAAUCUUUACAUAAUAGAGAAUUAAGUGCAGAAAGACCUUUGAAUGAACAGAUUGCUGAAGCAGAAGCAGACAAGAUGAUGAAAACAACCCCCCCAGAAAACAAGCCAGGUGAAAGCAAUUAUUCUUUUGUCGAUAAUUUGAACCUACUAAAAGCAAUAACGGAAAAGGGAAAAGAUGAGCAGGAAAGGCAAUCCAUAAGAAGUUCCCCACUUGAUAAUAAACUGAAUGUGGAAGAUGUUGAUUCAACCAAGAAUCGAAGACUGAUUGAUGAUUAUGAUUCUACUAAGAGUGGAUUGGACCAGAAAUUUCAAGACAAAGACGAUCCAGAUGGCCUUCAUCAACUGGACGGCACCCCUUUAACUGCCGAAGACAUUGUCCACAAAAUCGCCACCAGGAUUUAUGAGGAAAAUGACAGAGGAGUGUUUGACAAGAUUGUUUCCAAACUACUCAAUCUUGGCCUUAUCACAGAAAGCCAGGCCCACACAUUGGAAGAUGAAGUGGCAGAGGCUUUGCAGCAAUUAAUUUCAAAGGAAGCCAAUAGUUAUGAGCAGGAGCUCAAUAAACCCACAAGCAGAACUGAGAAUGAGGCUGGAAAAAUAUCGGAGAAAGUGACUCCAAUAGCAGCAGUUCAAGAUGAUUUGACUAAUGGGGAAAAUGAUGAAACGGUAUCUAACACCUUAACCUUGACGAAUGGCUUGGAAAGAAGGACUAAAGCCUACAGUGAAGACAACUUUGAGGAGCUCCAGUAUUUCCCCAACUUCUAUGCACUACUGAAAAGUAUUGAUUCAGAAAAGGAGGCGAAAGAGAAAGAAACACUGAUUACUAUCAUGAAAACACUGAUUGAUUUUGUGAAGAUGAUGGUCAAAUAUGGCACAAUAUCUCCGGAAGAGGGCGUGUCCUAUCUUGAAAACUUGGAUGAGAUGAUUGCCCUUCAGACAAAGAAUAAGCUGGAGAAAAAUGCGACCGACAACAAAAGCAAGCUUUUCCCUGCCCCGUCCGAGAAGAGUCAUGAGGAAACCGACAGCACCAAAGAAGAAGCUGCCAAGAUGGAAAAGGAAUAUGGAACCUUAAAGGAUUCCACCAAGGAAGACAGCUCCAACCUGGGAGGAAAGGCAGAUGAACCGAAAGGCAAAACAGAAGCCUAUUUGGAAGCCAUCAGAAAAAAUAUUGAGUGGCUGAAGAAACACGAGAAAAAAGGAAAUAAAGAAGAUUAUGACCUUUCCAAGAUGAGGGACUUCAUCAGCCACCAAGCCGACGCGUAUGUGGAGAAAGGCAUCCUUGACCAGGAAGAAGCCAAGGCCAUCAAGCGCAUUUACAGCAGCCUGUAGAGGUGGUGAAAGCCCCGGGUUUCUGUCAACUGUUUGAGAAAACACAGCAGAGCUGAAGACACUCCUAACUCAUGAUUCAAGUUUCUUUGACCCAAGAAAUAUUAGAAAGUGCUGAAUUUACCAUAGUUAACCUAUUCUUAAAAUGGUUAAUAUGUAGCUUUCUUGCCAUUAAAUCUAUCUGAGAAGUAAAGUUGUAUGUAAGCU
Messenger RNA from Ochotona curzoniae (black-lipped pika), 1680 nucleotides. It is a transcript of the gene SCG3, whose product is annotated as secretogranin III. NCBI's taxonomy places the organism in Eukaryota, Metazoa, Chordata, Mammalia, Lagomorpha, Ochotonidae. Gene Ontology annotation, biological process: protein localization to secretory granule. Gene Ontology annotation, cellular component: secretory granule membrane. The record is from RefSeq and is a predicted model, not a curated record. The transcript has 12 exons. The coding region runs from base 55 to 1476 and encodes 473 amino acids.